AUGUGCAGGGUAGAGAGAAAGUGUGGAGGAGGAGGAGAGAAGGAGAGGAGUAUGGGGGUAGUUAAAGGAGUCGAAAAGAUGAGGAGUAGUAUAUCAAGGCCUUCCUCGAAAAUGAAGCUGUGGAUGAUACGGGCAACGACGUCGGUUUUGUUGUGGACUUGUGUAGUUCAAUUGACGACAAUCGGUGAGAUGUGGGGUCCUAGGGUUUUGAAAGGUUGGCCUUCUUGUUGGCCUUCUCAAUCUGUCUCUGCCGCCUUGCAAGAGAAUCUUCCUGCUCUCCCCGCUCGUAUUUUGCCACCGAAGAGGGUUUAUAAGAACAAUGGAUACUUAAUGGUCUCAUGUAAUGGCGGUCUCAAUCAAAUGAGAGCAGCGAUAUGUGAUAUGGUUGCUAUUGCUAGAUAUUUGAAUGUUACACUUAUAGUACCAGAGCUGGAUAAAACCUCUUUUUGGGCUGAUCCCAGCGAGUUCCAAGACAUAUUUGAUGUGGACCAUUUUAUCACAUCAUUAAGAGAUGAGGUUCGGAUAUUGAAAGAAUUGCCUCCUAGGCUGAAGCAGAGAGUGGAACUGGGGAUGACUUAUACCAUGCCACCAGUUAGCUGGUCUGAUAUUUCUUACUAUCAUAACCAGAUUCUUCCAUUGAUACAGAAGUACAAAGUUGUACAUCUAAAUAGAACUGAUGCUCGACUUGCAAAUAAUCGCCAACCUCUAGAGCUACAGAAGUUGCGAUGCCGUGUGAAUUUUAGUGCUCUGAGAUUCACCACUCAAAUAGAGGAUUUGGGUAAGAGAGUUAUAAGGCUUCUAAGAAAAAAUGGUCCUUUCUUGGUACUCCACCUUCGAUAUGAAAUGGACAUGCUGGCAUUUUCUGGCUGUACUCAAGGUUGCAACGAUGAAGAGGUGGACGAAUUGACAAGAAUGAGAUAUGCUUAUCCUUGGUGGAAAGAAAAAAUUAUAAAUUCGGAUUUGAAGAGGAAAGAUGGGUUGUGUCCCUUGACACCUGAGGAAACAGCUCUCACGUUGAGGGCACUGGACAUUGAUCCAAAUAUACAAAUCUAUAUUGCAGCUGGUGAAAUAUAUGGGGGUGGACGGAGAAUGGCAAAUCUUGCAGCUGCUUAUCCAAAACUGGUCAGAAAGGAGACACUGUUGGAACCAUCAGACCUUAGGUUCUUCCAGAAUCACUCAUCUCAAAUGGCAGCAUUGGAUUAUCUUGUUGCAUUGGAGAGUGAUAUUUUUGUUCCUACCUAUGAUGGAAACAUGGCUAAAGUUGUUGAAGGCCAUCGCAGAUUCCUUGGCUUUAAGAAGACAAUUUUACUGGAUAGAAGGCUUUUGGUUGAUCUGAUAGAUCGAUACUCUAAUGGAUCACUAAGCUGGGAGGAAUUUUCAGAUGCUGUAAAAGGAUCCCAUGCAGAUAGGAUGGGGGGCCCAACAAAAAGGUUGGUGAUCCCUGACAGGCCUAAAGAAGAGGAUUACUUCUAUUCGAACCCAGAAGAGUGUUUGCAGUCAUCAGAAGAUCCAUUGAGCAGUACGUGA
Molecule: messenger RNA, 1527 nt
Organism: Dovyalis caffra
Lineage: Eukaryota; Viridiplantae; Streptophyta; Magnoliopsida; Malpighiales; Salicaceae
Source: the annotation of a GenBank genome assembly